This is a messenger RNA of Spizellomyces punctatus DAOM BR117, 643 nucleotides long. RefSeq lists its product as uncharacterized. The transcript has 2 exons. Lineage: Eukaryota; Fungi; Chytridiomycota; Chytridiomycetes; Spizellomycetales; Spizellomycetaceae. The record is from RefSeq and is a predicted model, not a curated record. The coding region runs from base 20 to 511 and encodes 163 amino acids.
CUUUUAGCGAUCUUCAACAAUGCUCCGACAGCUACUUUCCAGAACUUCCACCCGACCUAACGGCGUCACUCGGUAUACCUCCUUCCACACAUCACGCAAUACGCGCGCUUACAACCGUCCUCGUCACCAUUCCAACCAGCACAUACAACCACCAGAAGACGCUCCACCACGCAUCCUCCUCUAUAUCGUCGGGGGUUAUUUUGCUGUUAUAAAUGCUGGUGCGGUCGGCCUUUUUUGGUAUGACAAGAACCAAGCCCUCAAACGUGGGUGGCGUGUGCCAGAAAAGCAGCUGCAGUUGACGGCGUUACUUGGCGGCUGGGUGGGUGGAUUAUGGGCAAUGAAAACGUUCAGGCAUAAGACGGUGAAGCAGAGCUUUCAGCAACCUUAUCUGUUAUGCAUGGCAGGCAACAUUGUCGCGUGUGUUGGUGGGAUCGCGGCUUGGAGAUUCAACCCCAGUUUUAGAACGGCAGUAAUCAAAAGUUUGGGCCGACAAUCUGCUCACAUCCGAUGAAAUUGGACUGGUGGCUAUGGAGAUUGAUAACAUAUCGGCAGAAUACUCGGCAGAGCAAUAGUAUAUUAAUAGUGUUAAUACAAAUUCAACAUCGAUGAAAGGCAUGUCAAAUCUGAACCUAGUCUACAUCCC